AUGCACACCCUCCAUCCCAUCACCCUCCUCACAACCCUCCUCCUCCUCGCGUCCAUCCCAACCACAAAAGCCCGCCAUAUCGGCCCCAUAACCACCCCCAACCUCGCCUGGCACCCCUCAACAAACACAACCGCCAAACGCACCACCCCCCCAACAUACUGCUCCUCCCUACCCGAACCCGUCCGCUCCGAAUGCAUUAUCUCAUAUACCUGGUACACGCACCGCCUGCGCACCAUCUACACCAUCUGGUUCGACGCGCAGCCGGACUACGAAGUAGAUGAUCUGGCGCGACCUGCUGCUGCGGAGGAGACACGCGCUUGGUAUGCGCUGGGUGGGAGGAAGGAGGAGCGAGAAGGGUAUGAGAAGCCGGAGGAGUGGGUGGUGUAUGAGGCGUGGAUGGCGGCGACGGGGGGGUAUGGGUUUUUGAGUGGGGAGAGGGCGGCGGAGAGGCAGGUGCGGUGGGAGGAGCGGGAGAGGGGUAAGGCGGAGGGGAGGUUCUUGGAUGAGUUGUGGAUGUUGAGGAGGUGGGGGAGGCGCGGAACGAUUAUUGCUUGA
Molecule: messenger RNA, 555 nt
Organism: Pseudovirgaria hyperparasitica
Lineage: Eukaryota; Fungi; Ascomycota; Dothideomycetes; Acrospermales; Acrospermaceae
Exons: 1
Coding region: 1-555 (184 amino acids)
Source: RefSeq, a predicted model, not a curated record